UCUUCCUCAUUAGUAAACCACACACUUAACACUUCUAGCCAAAGCCAACGCUGUCUUUCUCUUACACAACUUUUCUCUCUAUCUCUCUAAAAAUGAAGCUCUCUAUACGUUUGAUCUCAGCCGUUCUUGUCUUGUUCAUGAUAUUUGUCGCCACAGGGAUGGGUCCAGUCACGGUGGAGGCACGCACUUGUGAGUCAAAGAGCCAUAGGUUCAAGGGUAAAUGCUUCAGCGAAACAAACUGCAGAAACGUGUGCCACAAUGAAGGCUUUUCAGGAGGCAAUUGUCGUGGAUUCCGUCGUCGUUGCUUCUGCACCAGACAUUGCUGAUUUAUCCAUUCUCAUAACUCGAUCUUCCAUCCACUUUCGUGUUUUCUUUCUCUUCUUUCUGU
Camelina sativa (false flax) is the source of this 388-nucleotide messenger RNA. RefSeq names its product defensin-like protein 2. Lineage: Eukaryota; Viridiplantae; Streptophyta; Magnoliopsida; Brassicales; Brassicaceae. Gene Ontology annotation, biological process: defense response. The record is from RefSeq and is a predicted model, not a curated record. Gene Ontology annotation, cellular component: plant-type cell wall; mitochondrion.